Puccinia graminis f. sp. tritici CRL 75-36-700-3 is the source of this 948-nucleotide messenger RNA. RefSeq lists its product as uncharacterized. NCBI's taxonomy places the organism in Eukaryota, Fungi, Basidiomycota, Pucciniomycetes, Pucciniales, Pucciniaceae. Bases 1 to 948 code for a protein of 315 amino acids. The record is from RefSeq and is a predicted model, not a curated record. The transcript has 6 exons.
AUGUCCGUUGCUGAUCAAAUCCCGGGGGAAACUGAAUUCCAAAUGGACCGAUUUGGGCCCGCCCUUCAGCACCUGCCAACAAUAUCGGCAAAAGGGUUUGAGGUUCCUUAUCCGUUGGAUGAUCCGCACAUGAGCGAACAGUUGGAUUUUUUCAAAUCUGCUACGCUGAUUGAAGAUUCACAAGAAUUAAAGGCGCAUAUUCUUGCCAUUCGAGAUGAGUGCUGCAAAGCUUUCCCGUUUCCAUGUAUCUUGUGCUUUUAUUUCCUCCAGGGUAUGAUCGUGCGGCACCCUUAUUAUCCGAUGGUUCGGGAAGUAAUUCAACAAGCAUCGGAUACCCAAAACAUUUUACUCGAUAUCGGCGCUGGUAUGGGAACUGACUUGAGGCAGAUCAUAUCUCAUGGAUGGAAUCGCGAUGAUGUCCUUGGCGUGGAUAUAACUAGUGAUUGGGACACUUUGGGAUACAAACUCUUCAGGGAUUCCGAGCGCCCGAUCCCGAAUUUCUUCGGGGACAUUCUGAGCCCAGAAGUCUUGAACGAUUCUGCCCCUGUGGAAGUCUCGCCCGGGAGGAUCGAUCUUCGUUCAUUGAAAAGUCUGAAUCCUUUGAAAGGGCGAUCCAAGUUUUUGAUUCUGAAUCAAGUAUUCCACUUGUUUGACGAGGCGCAUCAGAACACUCUGGCCGAGCGCUGUGCCAUGCUACUAUCCGAUGAGCCGGGGAGCGCGAUCUUUGGCAUGCAAAUGGGUGGUUACACGAAGGGCUUUGAAUCGAAGGUCUUUGUCCAUUCCCCGGAGUCGUGGAGGAGGAUGUGGGAUUCGAUCUUUGGCCCCAACAAGGUCAAGGUCACUGCGGAGCUGGUUGAUCUGCCUACGACCCAAAGAAAUACCCUUAGAUCACUUUUUCCAACUAGCCGGGAUAUUGUUCGAUUGUAUUGGUCUGUCACCAGACUUUGA